AUGUUUCAUGGAACUAUCAUAAAAGAGCUCCUCAGUCAUGAAGAAUGGAGUCACUAUAAUCAAAACAUAAUAGAAGAUCAGAAAGAUUUUGUUUUUGUGAAGUGCAGUGGUCUUCAUUUAAAAUCUAUGGAACAUUUGCAAUCUUGUAUCUCUCUUAGAGUAUGCAUCUUCUCAAACAAUUUUAUUACAGAUAUUAGUCCACUUCAAAGUUGUAUAAAAUUAAUCAAACUUGAUCUCCACGGAAAUCAGGUAAAAUGUCUACCAGAUGACAAAUUUUGGAGUAGAUUAAGGAACCUAAAACUUCUCUAUCUUCAUGAUAAUGGAUUUGCAAAGUUAAAGAAUGUAUGCAUGUUAUCUGCCUGUCCAAGCCUCAUUGCCCUCACUAUGUUUGAUUGCCCAGUAAGCCUUAAAAAAGGAUAUAGACAUGUUCUUGUCAACAGUAUACGGACUCUCAAAGCAUUGGAUCAUCAUGUGAUUUCUGAUGAAGAAAUAAUUCAGAACUGUCAUUUUCCUGAAAGAUUCAAAACAUAUAACCACCAGCUUUUCUUUAAUUUCUGCCCUGCUUUGAAAAAGGGAUCAACCUAUGAAGAUGAAAUAAACAAUAUCAAAUUUAUUAUUUUAAAAAUUAAUGAAAUCAUGGCUCAUAAUUCACCAAUUUUGAUUAUUCAAAGAUGGAUACGUGGUUUCCUAAUUAGAAAAAGGUUGAGCUCCUUGUUUUUGUAUAAAAAACAACAAGAAAAAGUUAUUAAUGAACGUGACAUAAAAUGUAUUUGCACACACAAAAGAUAUGAAGAUAAGGUUUUUAAGGAUCUCAUUUUAAAGUCUGAAACAAAUAAAACAGGAAAGCUUGCACGAAGGAAAUAUAAUAUACUUUCUCCUGUUGAUUUAGAAAAUUCUAGUAAACAGAGAAAACAUGUUUCCUCUCUUUCAUAUGAAUUAAAGAUAAAAGGUAUUGGCAAAAAAUCAAGACAUCUCGUUCAAAAAGGUCAACAGUCUGAAGAUGAAAUUGAAAAUGAAGAAUUGCAUGCCAGUUUCAAGAUACCAGUGUUCAAACUGCCCAUACAUUCUGCAGAUUCACUGAAGCGUGCUGCAGUAUUGAAAGAGAAAGAACGCGAUUCUUGUCCUACAUACACCCAGCCACUUCCUACGACUCAUCCAAAACCAGUAAUUAAAAAAAAACACCCGCUGUUGGAGGAGAAUGUAAGAAGAGAGUUUUAUACAACACACAGAACUGGUAUAAAACUCAAAAUACUUUAUGAUAUUGAUAAAUAUCACUCGGAACAAAAGAAGCUGGAAAGCUACAAGGAGAAAGUAAUGGCUGUAUCUAUGGCACAAGUUGCCCAAGAAAAAGGUGCCUUAAUUGUUCAAGAAACUUUAUAUAAGAAAAAAUGUGCCGCGCAGAAACGAAUGGCAGAAGAUAACAGGGCGAUUCAGACGGGUUUACAGCAACUUUGGCAGGACAGAUCCAACUACCUUCAGAAAGUUAGGGAGAGGAGAGCCUUGUUUCUAGAAGAAAAAAAACAAAGAGCUAAAGACCGCUUAUUAAUUCAAGACUUAAGUAAUGAGCGCAGUGUUUGGACCAAAGGCCUAUAUAAAAUUGACAGACUAAAGGAGAAGAAAGCUCUCUUAAAUGAGAAAUGUCUGAUUGUUCAGCAAAGACGAGAAACAGAAAAAUAUCAAAAGGAUUUACUUAAACGCACGAAGGAACUUAGAGCUCAAGAAGCAUAUACAAGACGCUGUGAAGAAAAAUUUGUUUUUAAUAUGAUUGCCUUUCAAAAAUCUUGGGAAAGAUUACAAGAAGCCAAAGCAAAAGUUGCGGUUGUGAAUACAAAUGCAAGUUCCCGGUAG
Molecule: messenger RNA, 1848 nt
Organism: Molossus molossus (Pallas's mastiff bat)
Lineage: Eukaryota; Metazoa; Chordata; Mammalia; Chiroptera; Molossidae
Gene: LRRIQ3
Product: leucine rich repeats and IQ motif containing 3
Exons: 7
Coding region: 1-1848 (615 amino acids)
Molecular function (GO): protein binding
Source: RefSeq, a predicted model, not a curated record